AUGGAGGGAAGGACCAAAUCCCCCGGACAAACGUUGCUCACCGCUUUGCCAUUCUCCUCCGAGAUCAUGUUUUACAAAGUACUCGGCGACUUCAAAUUCCCGGAACAGGCCACCUUCGAUGGAUCCAGAGAUCCACGCGAACAUCUGCUCAGUUAUCAGGCCAAGAUGCAGGUCUUAGGAGUCCGUGACCCGGUAAUGUGUCGCGCCUUCUUGCCCACGCUAAAGGGCUCGGCACAAAGGUGGUUGGUGGCGCUGCCUCCAGGAUCGAUUCACAAUUUUGAGGAGCUGGCCGAUCGCUUCAUGAGUCAUUAUGCAGCCAACAUCAAACCACAAAGGGAUCUGACCCAUCUAGGAGACGUACACCAAGAGGAAGGUGAGUCCUUGAAAACCUACUUGGCUCGCUGGCAAAAAGAGAUCCAGUCUGUCGAGGACCAGACCGCACUCACCUUCUUCAUCGAGUCCUUGCAAUCCGGGCAGCUAUACCGGGAUCUACGGGAUAACCGCCCGGCCACCUACGCGGAAGCCAUACACAUGGCUAAUAAGAGGGCUAACACGGCGCAGGCCAUGAAGCACAAACGACAGCGUGAGGUCGGAGGAUCCACUGGUGGAAAGAGGACCCGCGCGGAAACUAAGGAAAGGCGUCCAAAAGUAGCUCGCCAGUCCGAAGUUAGGCGUCCGUAUGAUAGGCCUGCCGUUCACCCCUAUAGACCGGCUCCUCAACAUCCGGUACACGAGGUACAAGCAGUCGCUCCACCUCCAUCCCCGCUGACUGACGAUCGCGUGACGAACGAGGAGACAGGUAAGACCUCUAAGUACUGCCGUUAUCACAAAUCUUAUACUCACAGCACGGAAGAGUGCUUUUACUUGAAGAAGAUCAUGGAAGGAAUCAUCCAACAACGGACCCCGCCUCUUAAUCAGUGGAGGAGAAGGUCGGCGGCCUAG
Molecule: messenger RNA, 942 nt
Organism: Ipomoea nil (Japanese morning glory)
Lineage: Eukaryota; Viridiplantae; Streptophyta; Magnoliopsida; Solanales; Convolvulaceae
Exons: 1
Coding region: 1-942 (313 amino acids)
Source: RefSeq, a predicted model, not a curated record